AUGGCCACUGCUUACACUAUGGACAAUACUAGUACUCUAGUCAAAGUAAACUUUGCAACAGCAAAGGAGCUUAAAACUUUAAGUGGGGUGGGAGACAGGACAGCUUCAUCAAUAAUAGAGGCUAGGAUGAAAGGGGGAAAUAUCACAGAGAAAACAUUUGAGUCUAUAAGACAUGUAAAGGCCCAUGAGUUAAUGGACUUUGUUGAUUUUGAGCCAAAUCCAGAAUUUGAUUUUUCAAAUAUGGGGGGUGAGGACAACAAAGUUCAGCUCGAUAAAAGUUUGGACAGUCAGCCUUCACUCACGGACGACACAAAAGAUGAUAUGUCCAAAAUGUUGGCCAACGUGGGAAGUCUUGUACAUAACAAGAAUCAGGAUGUAGAGGUCAGAGGUCAUGCUAAACAGGAGCCACCCAGCAUGGAUCCAGGUGUUAAACCUAAAUCUAGGGCACCUGGAGCUCAGCUACCGGGUCAGUACCAACUGCCUACUUUGCCACAAACCCCUAGGACCCAGGUAUUCGCACCUCCAGAUACGUUGUCUCCUGCAGUAGCAUUGAGUACAUUCACACCUGCGAGUCAUCCUGUAAUGUCUAUGUCCACCGUUAUGACACCAACAGCUAUAUCAGGUUAUCCCAGCCAUCAUGGUCAGACUCCGGGAUAUAUGUCACCAGGGCAAUAUAGUCAAGCCCUAUCUGGUGUGUACCCCCCAAAUCACUAUGGCAUGCCUAAUGGCGUGUAUGGUGGAAUACCGUCACCAUAUAUGCCACAGACACCACCAGGGUACCCCCAGGGUUAUCAGCCCAUGUCUCCUUAUGGGAAUUACCACGGCCAGCAGUAUGGUUACCCACCGUAUCCAUAUUACCCCAUACCGCCACCACCUGGUUACCCUAACAGAUGCCACCGCAAGGCCAAAUAG
Molecule: messenger RNA, 912 nt
Organism: Pecten maximus
Lineage: Eukaryota; Metazoa; Mollusca; Bivalvia; Pectinida; Pectinidae
Product: extensin-like
Exons: 1
Coding region: 1-912 (303 amino acids)
Source: RefSeq, a predicted model, not a curated record